AUGAAGACUACCUCAGCCGCCGCACUUGCCCUUAUUCUGGGAUGGACCCAAGUUCUCGCCAGACCAGUGAAUGACCCAAACAUCGAUAUCCGCGAUGCAACCACCAAUUCUUCACCCGUUGCGGCUGAAUCGCGACCACUGGAGCCUGACCGCCAAGCAUUGAAUCCAUUCCUAGGCGACGACAUGAACUCCAUCAAGAACGACAAUCCCGACCCGAAGACCAAGAUUUAUCCCAAAAGGUCGGAGAAGGACGCACCCUACUCCAGAUCCGAGAGAGACCUGAAGGCCAGCAUUUACAUCCCGAAGACCUUUUCCGCAUCAUCAAACAAGCAGCCCGUUAUUCUAGUCCCGGGCACCGCUGCGAUGGCUGGUACGACGUAUCGUGCGAAUCUCGGCCCUCUUCUGGCCAAAUCCGACUUUGCCGACCCCCUCUGGGUUAACAUUCCCGAUGCCUCGCUGGACGAUGCUCAGGAGAAUUCGGAAUAUGUUGCCUACGCCAUCAACUAUGUGCAAGACAUGACUGGCAAGAAGCCAGCUGUCGUUGCUUGGAGUCAAGGAAACCUCAACGUACAAUGGGCCUUGAAGUAUUGGCCCAGCACCAGGGAAGCCGUGACCGAUCUUGUGUCAAUGAGCCCCGACUUUCACGGAACCAAGGAAGCAUUCGCGGCUUGCAAGACUCCAGCAGCUAUCAUUGGCUGCACUCCCAGCGUCUACCAACAGAUGUAUGAUUCCAAGUUCGUCCAGACACUCCGUGCAAACGGUGGUGACAGUGCCUAUGUUCCCACAACUUCUCUUUUCAGCGCAACGGAUGAGGUUGUUCAACCGCAGUCGGGUCCGAUCGCCUCAGCCAUUCUCAAGGACGGCAAUGGCGUCGAAGUCAGCAACAUCGAGGUCCAGAAAGCUUGUCCCGCCACACCCGCCGGCGGCGAAGUCACUCACGAAGGCAUGCUUUACAACUCACUGGCAUUUGCUCUUCUGAGAGACGCCCUUACCAAUGAGGGACCUGGCAAGCUCGAACGCAUCGAUAAGAAGAUCUGCGCCGACCCUGCUGCUGGCAAGCUUGACGCCCUCGAGAUCAAGGCGACGGAGGCCGUCUUGGUUGACGCCGGGGCGAACGUGCUUGCUUACCCCAACAAGGUCAAGCGUGAGCCCGCUAUCAAGGACUACGCCAAGGCCUAA
Molecule: messenger RNA, 1179 nt
Organism: Colletotrichum phormii
Lineage: Eukaryota; Fungi; Ascomycota; Sordariomycetes; Glomerellales; Glomerellaceae
Exons: 2
Coding region: 1-1179 (392 amino acids)
Source: RefSeq, a predicted model, not a curated record